Messenger RNA from Cuscuta campestris, 1466 nucleotides. NCBI's taxonomy places the organism in Eukaryota, Viridiplantae, Streptophyta, Magnoliopsida, Solanales, Convolvulaceae. The record is from the annotation of a GenBank genome assembly.
CCUGCUCUUUCUCAUUUUUGUCAAGCAGAGCGUAUCUUGCCAUGGUGGAUCACCAUCCAUCUGUACUUGAAUUCUACACAUAGACUAAUGACAUAAUACUUUUCUGGGAGUCAUGAUUGCUCCCACUUGAUCAGCAACGAAGCCCAAUCAACGAGGGAGUUCUCACGGUUGGUGGAUCACCAAGAACUUGUCCCUGUUAAUUAUUCUAAUCUAAGGACUAUAACUUUACUGUAUGGGAGACAUGAGGGUUCCCACUGGAUCAGCAGGUCAUGCUCAACCAACGAAGGAGUUCUCCGUUGGGUGGGUGGAAUCCCCACCUGAUGGAUCACCAGGCAGUUCAAGGAUACCCAUUCACUCCUCAGCUUUUGCUGAGCGUGUAGUUGUUUUGCUACAUGCAGGGAGACAUGACGGAGCAGUAGAUGGCUGGAGCUUACUGCCACCACCGCCGCCACCAGUGGCGGUGGUCAUCAUCGAGAAGCUCCGGAAGAAUGGAGCUGAGGAAUUCUUUGGUGAUCAGAUCGCCGACCCCAUGAUUGCCAAACGGUGGUUUGAGCGAACCAUCCGAGUGUUGGGGAACCUGAGGGUUCCACAGGAGCAGCGUGGCGACCUCACAGUCGCAUUACUUCAAGAUUCCGCCUACGACUGGUGGAAGCGUGUGGGAGCAGACGUUCCGGAGCCCGUGCAGCACCCAAGAGAGUGUUGGUACACUCUUGGCCUAUGCCUGGGGUGUGGCCAGGCCGGGCAUUUCCGAAAAGAUUGUCCGAAGAAUCCGGGUGAGGCAUUCUCGACCGCAUCAGCCGCUCCAGCCCCAGCAGCGCAGCCCGCCCAGAGUCAGAAGUCGGCGGCAGCAUCUAGCCAGCCCAAGCGGCAGGCAUCUGGCGCUCAGGCGGGGAAGGCCCCGGCCCGUACUUACGCGAUGCGAGGGCGUACUGAGCAGCCAGCCCAUGACGUCAUCAUGUGUAUGUUUACCUUGUUCGAUAACUCUAUUACAGCUUUGAUUGAUCCGGGUUCCACUCUAUCAUAUGUUUGUAUGCCUUUGCCUGUUAUGCCUAACAUUCCAAGGGAAAACCUAGACAACCCGGUAAUUGUGUCCAACCCAUUGGGACACAGUCUACGACUCACCCAUGUGUAUCACGAUUCCCCGUUAGUAGUCCAGGGAAAGAUCUUCCCUGUGAGUCUCAUUGAGCUUCCACAUCGGGAGUUUGACGUUAUUCUAGGCAUGGAUUGGCUCACCGCCAACCAAGCCGUUGUUGACUGUGGAGUUCAUACUGUUUGACUGAAAGCCGAAGAUGGUAGUGACGUACUGAUCCAUGGUGAGCUUCUUCCGAAUGCUCCAGAAUUCAUCUCCUAUAUACAUGCUCGUCGACUCAUUCGCAAGAAGUGUGAAGCAUUCUUGUGCACAGUAUGUGACACUUGUCAGGAGGCGCCCGGUAGGGGGGACAUCCCUACGGUAUGUGACUUUCCUG